Coregonus sp. 'balchen' is the source of this 1819-nucleotide messenger RNA. The record is from the annotation of a GenBank genome assembly. Lineage: Eukaryota; Metazoa; Chordata; Actinopteri; Salmoniformes; Salmonidae.
AGCUGACAUCUCGAUCGCUCACCAAAAGCGGAAGUACUGGUCAGCUGACAGCUUCGUGAUUCAGAGAAGAAACAAAGUCCAGUCAUUGCAUGUUUUUGCUGUUUUAUGUUGUAGAAUUGAAUAAUGGCUGGGCGAGGUAAAUUAAUUGCCGUCAUUGGUGAUGAAGAUACGUGUACUGGGUUCCUACUCGGUGGCAUUGGCGAGCUGAAUAAAAAUCGUAAACCGAAUUUCUUGGUGGUCGAGAAGGAGACAAGCAUCGCAGAGAUAGAGGAGACCUUCAAGUAAAUUAUAGCUAGCUAUGUACCUAAUUUUGAGAUGGAAGAUAAAUAGCUAAACGCUUGUUUGCACACAGGGUGAAGACAGUUGAUGCUCCAUUAUGUUUGUAAUUGCAUUGGUGAUGUCAGGUGGUAUCUAGUUACCACCUGACAUCGAAAAUUCUCUGUGCUACACCAAACAGUAACUAACCUGUAACUCCCAGUAUAAUGGAUACCAUUUUGGGGCGGUUAAAUGACAUUAUUUGGUGUUACAAUCUGUAGGUAGGUGGUAUCGUGAUAUCUGUAUUCCAUUAGGCCUAGUUAUGUGAUUUGAUUAAUCAUAACACCUUGAAAUACUACUACUGUCUCAUUCAAUCCAUAUACGUUACUGCUGGGCAACAUACCUUGUUGUUUGGUGUUUACAGGCCAGCACUGUAAUGUUCAGUCGUAGUCUCUCUAACUUACAAACUUCUGUCAUGCCCCCCCCCCCCCCCCCCCCCCCAGGAGUUUCCUGACCCGCAAUGACAUCGGAAUCAUCCUGAUCAACCAGUUCAUAGCAGAGAUGAUCCGUCACGCCAUCGACCAGCACAUGGAGUCCAUCCCUGCAGUGCUGGAGAUCCCCUCCAAGGAGCACCCGUACGACGCCUCCAAGGACUCCAUCCUACGCAGGGCUAAGGGCAUGUUCUCCGCUGAGGACUUCCGAUAAACACACAACACGUACCCAAAGAUGCAUAGCCAUGGUCUGGGCAGGGACAGAGAUGGAGGAGGGGGACUUUGGAGACUUUCAUGAUCCUAAAUGUGUUAUCUUGCGUAAUGCCAUGGAAGGCUGUAAAGUAUGAAUUGGCCUGAUGGCAGUUUCAUGUGUUAUCCAUAUUGAAUGAGUCCAUAUGUGGUCCCUACAGUCCCACUGUCAUCUCUUGCCAGGGUCCUGCUCCAUCCAUCUGGCAAUGCACUUUCUCCAGACCCAAUGUUGAAUUGUUUGUUGUAAUAUUUAGUUUUUCAUUCCUUUGCCUGGAACAUUAUGGUAUUACUAUUAAUUGACCACAUUGAUGGUUGGAUUGUUUUAUUGUCUAUGCCUUUCCGGGUUAUUCAUCUUGUAUUAGAUUUUACGCAGGUACUGUAUCUUGUAGUGGUCUCAUCCAGUCUGUUUUUCAAAUGCUUGCUUCAUUUUGUCAUAUCCUUGGGGAGAGUGUGCUUGCAUAAGACAUCUCAGCAAAUAAUAGUGGAUAGUCAUUAUUCAGAGCAUGCAUGUGACAAUGACUGUGUUUUAACUUCACAUUUGUAAUUUAUGGAAACAUGCCCUAUGCCCCUAUGUGUAUCUUAAAAUUUUUUUGUAAAGUAGCAUUUCAUCAUCUGGUGAAAUGUACCCUGUGGAUUGGAGAAUAAUAUUGUACAUCUCAUUAACAGAAAAUCCACACAGAAAAAUCCACAGCUUGAAAAAACGGCAUGUUGAGCACUGCAAAAUGACUACCUGUCGUAAUGUUUUGCGAUUGUGACAGUUUUAACUUAUACCUGUAAAAAAAAGAAAUGAAUGUUUAAGAAAAUAAAUUAUUCUAUCCAACCUG